AUGAGGAGUUUGGCUACCAAAAUGCCAACUACGUUGGGGAUGAAGAGUAUGGUUAUGGGAAUAGAAGGAACGACGGUUACGAGAAUAACCGCCAACCACGAAACAACAACCAACGGAAUCGAAAUGAAGGGUGGAAAUCAAAGAGGUACUCAAGGUGGGAAUCAAGUAAGGGGCGAGAGAAGAGAUGAGCGACGAGAUGAAAGAAGGAAUGAGAGAAGGGACGAAAGAAGAGAUAACUGGAGAAAUGAUGAUCAAGAAGUUAACGGUCCUUAUCGUCGUCAACAACCUCCACGGGGAGUGAAUGACCGUUUUAGGCCUAUUGUUACCGAAAACGAUUCGCCAAUCGUUUGUGAGCGAAGGAUGUUUGAUUGUAAACCUCAUUACAUCAACAUACUUCCCCACUUCAAUGGGAGAUCCAACGAUGAACCGUACACACAUUUGGCGGAAUUUUCCUCUAUUUGUAGCACUAUUGGGGGGCAUAACUUCGCACUAGAGGAGGUCAAACUUCGCUUGUUCCAAUUUUCAUUGAAAGACAAAGCGAAGCAAUGGUUCCUUACACUUCCGGCCAAUAGCAUUCGCACAUGGGGAGAAAUGCAACAAGCUUUUCUGGAUGAGUAUUAUUCAAUGGCAAAGACCGACGAUGCUCGUGAUGAAAUUAGGUCUUUUCGCCAAUUGUCGGGCGAACCGUUGCAUGAAGCCUUCACAAGAUUUAGGGAGUUGAUGCGAAAGUGCCCACGUCAUCAAAUAGAAAAGUGGGAAUUGGUCAAAUGCUUUGUACGGGGUUUGGACGACAACACAUGGAACCGACUUGAAUCAACGAGCAAUGGGACCCUUCUAAGCAACCAUGAAGAUGAUGAUUGGGAGUUUUUGGAGCGGAUGAGCAAACGAUCAAAGGAAAAGGAAUCGGCCGACCGAGCCAAAAAGCACCCUACCUCAAGGUCAUGGCCCGAUCGUGAUGCAAGUUCUAAGGAUCGGAUUGAUACGUUGGAGCGGGAAUUGGCCCGCAUGAAGAAGAAGGAAGUGGGUGCGGUACAAUAUAGCGUAUGUGAAGAAUGUGGUGACAUCGGUCACCGGACCGAGAAUUGUCAAGCCACCGUGGAGGUGAAUCAAGUGUAUGGGGACCGAAGGCAAUAUGAUAUGAACUCUAACACUUACCAUCCCGGGUUGAGGAACCAUCCUAACUUUAGGUAUGGUAAUGCCUCUAACCAAAUGAAUCCGAAUUUCCAAUCUGGAAAUCAAGGCGGGUAUUCGCACCAAACUCGCCAAAGAGGUUACAACCAAGAUGGUCACGGGUUGACGAAUAAUCAAGGAGGUGGUGGUGAUUUGAAUGCAAAGAUGGAUGCAAUGCUUUCAAUGAUGCAAGAGUCCAAGAAAGAGAAUGAAAUUCAGGACAAAUUGCAUGAAGCAUUAGCAAAACAAGUGGGCCAACUUGCGGAGGAAAUGGCACAACUGAGGGGGAGCGUGGGAAAGCUCCCAAGUGACACCACGGUGAACCCUAAGCAUCAAAGUUCAAGCACGGGCAAUGUGAGGAAUGUGCACAUUAGUGCGGUAAGUCUUCUUUCAAAUGAUGAGGUUUGUAGUAGUGUUGAAAGCAUUCCACCACAAUGCGUUGAUGGUGUAGUGGGAAAUACAAGAGAUGAGUUGGAAAUUGAGGAAUGGUACCCACCGAAGGAUGAGAGGUGGGAAAAUUUUAAACAAGCAAAAAUUAAUUUACCGUUACUCGAUGACAUUAAAAAGGUUCCGGCUCAUGUGGAAUGCUUAAAGGAGUUAAGCAUCGAAAAACGGCACAACAAAUUACCCGAACCGGUUGAUUUGAUAUCACAUGUUAGUGCCGUUCUAUCGAGUGCCCUUCCUCAAAAAGCUCAAGAUUCGGGAGAUCCUCUUAUUCCAAUUCAAAUUGGAACCUUCAAAAUUGAGAGGGCGCUCCUCGAUCUUGGAGCUUGUGUGAGCAUUUUACCCGGGAGUUUGUAUGACCAAUACGAUUUUGGUCCAUUAAAAAAUUUUGAUACUCCCGUGGUAUUGGCCGAUCAGACUCCCACGCAUCCAAGGGGGAUGGUGGAGGAUGUGAUUGUUAAGGUGGAUGAUUGCUACUACCCAGUUGACUUUUUGGUAGUAGACUAUGUUGGGUGUGUUGAGGAUACCCAACCGGUAGUUAUCUUGGGUAGACCGUUCUUGGCAACUGCUAAUGCCAUAUUAAAUUGUGAAACGGGAACGGUAAGCAUGAAGUUUGGGGACCGGGAAUUAAAUUUAAAUGUUUUUCCAAAUUUCACUAACCCGCUCGGUGAGGAUAAGUGUCCUAAAAAGGACAUGAAUCCAAACAAAAAGGUGUGUGCUAUGGUUGGUAGGUUUGGAGAACCAAAGAAGAAACCGGUCAAGAAGAAGAAGGCGAAGAAGUCGCCUCAAGAAAAGAAGAAGGAAGAGGAAGUGAGGAAGUUUGGACCGUUUGGCAACAAAUGGUACGAAUCACCGGUGGGUGAUUUUGAGGAGCUCGUGGACGGCAAGCAUGCCAUUCGACCACCAUGA
This is a messenger RNA of Helianthus annuus (common sunflower), 2523 nucleotides long. RefSeq lists its product as uncharacterized. Lineage: Eukaryota; Viridiplantae; Streptophyta; Magnoliopsida; Asterales; Asteraceae. The transcript has 3 exons. The record is from RefSeq and is a predicted model, not a curated record. Bases 1 to 2523 code for a protein of 840 amino acids.